AUGCAUCUCGUUUCUCUCAACAUCACCGACCUCCUCAUCUCCCUCUUCCGUGGUACCCUGCAGUGCGAGAAGACAGACAACAGGGCAGACUGGGAUUGGGCCGUUUUUAGCGAUGACAAGGUGUGGAAAGCACAUGGGGCUCACGUCGAAGCUUGCACUCGCUACCUUCCUGGUUCGUUCGAUCGGCCGCCUCGCAACCCAGCUCUCAAAAUCAAGAGUGGUUACAAAGCAUGGGAAUUUCUCAUAUAUGUCUUCGGCCUCGGUCCAGCUCUCCUCUAUGCCACCCCUCUUCCCAUCAAAUACUUCCGAAACUUCUGCCGACUUGUUUACGCUAUCCGGAUCACACUAGCAUAUGAGAUUCACCGAGACGCCCUCAAAGACGCCAACGACCAUCUCUUCGCAUUCACAACCGAGUUUGAAGAGCUCUAUUACCAGCGCAGAGAAGAUCGCUUGCACUUCAUUCGACAAAGCAUUCAUGCACUCUCCCACAUCUGCGAAGAGUGUGAGCGCCUCGGGCCGCAGGCGUAUUACACCCAGUGGGUCAUGGAGCGUGUUAUAGGUUCCUUCGUACAAGAGCUCCGCAAUCACGUCGAUCCAUAUGCAAACCUCGCCCAUCGAGGUCUGCGACGCGCUCAAAAGAUCGCCCUCACAGCAAUGCUCCCGGAGCUUGAGCACAGCAAGUAUGCCACAGGAGACCUUCCCGAGGGAGCGAAGCAGGUCGGCUCCGGCUAUGUGCUUCUCCGUGCUGUGGAAGCUGCCACUCCUGUUACACCUGCAGAAUCCGAGGCCCUUCGAGCGUACUGGGAGCAACACACUACACAUGAGAUACCCCAAGACUACACCUUCAGUGUUGCCCGUUGGGCUCGGUUGCUCCUUCCGAGCGGACAGGUGGCUCGAUCACUCUGGAAAGAGUCAAUGAAGAAUGAGUCCAAAUUGCGUAUCUCACGGAAUGUGAAGAUCCAGCACAACGAAGUUGUCUCAUAUGGCGAGAUCCGCUACUUCUUCGAGUUCAAGCUCCCAGGUGGAACGGAGCCUCACACAGUCGCGAUGGUCUCCAUGUGGGGAACCCCAGAGCCGAAGAUCCUCGAGUUGUCCUAUGGGGCCAUUCAGUCAUGUCUUCCAGGUGGUGACGACGCACUCACCGUCCUCCCGGUUCAUCACAUCAAGUCUGUUGUGGCGAUGGUUCCCCACCCGCAACCAAUCGAGCACCGAGACGAACAGAUUGACCUCACCGGUCGCUUUUUUGUCGUUGAGAAGCCUGGUCUCGGAGUCGCACAUCUUGGCGGCGUGGUUGAGGGGCUCGGAGAGGGAGAGGGUGCUGCUGCCGGUUCAGGUGGAGGUGAUGGCGAAGGCGGACUGAGUUAA
Messenger RNA from Epithele typhae, 1365 nucleotides. RefSeq lists its product as uncharacterized. The record is from RefSeq and is a predicted model, not a curated record. The transcript is spliced from 2 exons. Lineage: Eukaryota; Fungi; Basidiomycota; Agaricomycetes; Polyporales; Epitheliaceae. Bases 1 to 1365 code for a protein of 454 amino acids.